Gigantopelta aegis is the source of this 1483-nucleotide messenger RNA. RefSeq lists its product as uncharacterized. The coding region runs from base 137 to 1483 and encodes 448 amino acids. The record is from RefSeq and is a predicted model, not a curated record. Lineage: Eukaryota; Metazoa; Mollusca; Gastropoda; Neomphalida; Peltospiridae. The transcript has 5 exons.
AGGGAAGUAGAGGUUUACUGUUUGGGGUGAACAAGAAGAAUGUAAAUUGCAAAACAUCAAUAAUCUGUCAUUUACAGGUAUCAUUGUGCACGUUUGAUGUGAUCACUUGAAUGUACAGUUUGUGAGGUAAAUCAACAUGGAUAAGCAAUAUUCAGUACAGUUCUUUACUUCAUUCGUUGAAGCCAUGCAGAAGUUCUGUCGGGAGUACAUUGAUUUUGAGCAGUGUGUGGAACUGAGUGGCUACCUGGCUGUGGAGAUAGACAAUCAUAAAAAGGAACGGUAUGUGCUCAGUGAGAUGCUUCAAAGUUCGGGAAAUGUCAUUAGUGAGAGUUACUGUACGAAGGCAUUCAAGACCCUGCGUAAAGAACCGUCUGUGUGUGAGAAAGACGGUGAAAACCGUUCUCCAAAUCAUUACAGAACUGUCAGUAGGAAGACCAGUCUACAGUCGACUGGGCUAUCAGUAGAUCUGACGGGCAGCACUGAGGAACGGUUCCAAGGGUUCCAGUGUUCAAAUCUCAACAGAAGAAGACAAAACUUUGUGCAUUCCACCCAGAGAAUGAGGCGGUCAGCAGCGCUCAACUGUCGGCCCGCUCUCUCCCACUCGCUAAUUGCCCCCCAUAGAAUGUCAGUCAGCCAGAUUAAUGAACGUACUGGUGACCAGAUAAGCAGCAGAUCUCCUAACAGCGUUCCAGGCAUACCAAAACGAGGCAUCACAGACGGCAGUUGUAGUCCAGCUCCCACAGUUAAGAAAGAUAAACUGGACUGUGCUCUGAAUAAUUUGGUAAAAGCUGCUGACGACAUUGUGAAACAGAGUGAGUUGUGUGCUGACUUGGAUGACAGUACUGUGUUGACCGAGAGUGUUGAUGUAGCCGGUGGCGUGCGGGUUAAGAAGGAGAGUGAGACGGACGUGCCAUACAUGGUGAUAGACAACCCACUGGGUGACGUGUGUCACCUCACAGUGAUAGACAACCCACUGGAUGACGCGUGUCACCUCAUGACAGACAGUGAUAACAGCCCCGCUAAUCCGGGGACACUCGACACUGCUACAUCAGGCAAACUGGCUUUUGAUUCACCAGCAGUAUUACACAGUGAGCGACAGCACGGUGGUUCAAACCCUGAUGGGGGAUUUCAGUCUGUGCAGAAUUCAUCACAUGAUUCCCAAGAAUCAUCUGUCUCACCUAGUCACUGGCAACCAAGCACAGAAGGGCGUCUGCAUGUUGGAACUUGUACUGACAUCACAGCAGAUAGCCAACAGAGACGGCCCAGUGAUGAACGCUUCCAGUGCCAGCAGUGUGGUAAAACGUUCACCUAUAACUCAGCUUUAGUACGCCACAACCGCAACGUCCAUCUUGGCUCACUUCGCUUUCUGUGCACUAUUUGUGGCCGGACACUUAGUCGUAAAGACUACUUCAUGCUGUCUUUAGCAAGCACCUCAUCUACCUGGACUGUCUGUCCCGGACUGAGGUUAAUCAUUAGUGGUUAA